Molecule: messenger RNA, 384 nt
Organism: Chinchilla lanigera (long-tailed chinchilla)
Lineage: Eukaryota; Metazoa; Chordata; Mammalia; Rodentia; Chinchillidae
Gene: Rpl38
Product: ribosomal protein L38
Exons: 5
Coding region: 126-338 (70 amino acids)
Biological process (GO): protein-RNA complex assembly; translation
Cellular component (GO): ribosome; cytosolic large ribosomal subunit
Molecular function (GO): structural constituent of ribosome
Source: RefSeq, a predicted model, not a curated record
UUCGUUCUUUUCCGUGGCGUUCGGUUUUCGCUGGUGGCUGUGUCUGGCGGUACGCGGGAAGAGCGCACAAUCCGGGGCAAUCCGCAGUCGGGUACCAGUCCGCGCGCUCUGAGCGCCUCGUCGCCAUGCCGCGAAAAAUUGAGGAGAUCAAGGACUUCCUGCUCACAGCCAGGCGGAAGGAUGCCAAAUCCGUCAAGAUAAAGAAGAACAAAGAUAAUGUGAAGUUUAAAGUUCGAUGCAGCCGAUAUCUCUAUACCUUGGUCAUCACAGACAAAGAAAAGGCGGAGAAGCUGAAGCAGUCCUUGCCCCCAGGCUUGGCAGUAAAGGAGCUGAAAUGAACCAGCCAGACUGAUGGGAAGUAUAUUAAAAAGCUUCAAAAGUCUA